This is a messenger RNA of Pongo pygmaeus (Bornean orangutan), 8482 nucleotides long. RefSeq names its product sialic acid binding Ig like lectin 1 (gene SIGLEC1). The record is from RefSeq and is a predicted model, not a curated record. Gene Ontology annotation, biological process: clathrin-dependent endocytosis of virus by host cell. The transcript is spliced from 21 exons. Bases 1627 to 6924 code for a protein of 1765 amino acids. Gene Ontology annotation, cellular component: plasma membrane; early endosome; late endosome. NCBI's taxonomy places the organism in Eukaryota, Metazoa, Chordata, Mammalia, Primates, Hominidae. Gene Ontology annotation, molecular function: virion binding.
UUUGAGACAGGGUCUUGCUCUGUCACCCAGGCUGGAGUGCAGUGGUGCAAUCAUGGCUCACUGCAGCCUCGACCCCUCCCCUGGGCUCAAGCGAUCUUCCCACUUCAGCCUCCAGAGUAGCUGGGACCACAGGCCUGUUUUUUAGUUUUUCGUAGAGACAGAGUCUUGCAGUAUUGCCCAGGCUGGUCUUGAACUCCUGGGCUAAAGUGAUCCUCCUGCCUCAGCCUACCAAAGUGUUGGGUUCACAGGCAUGAGCCACCGUGUCUGGCCAAGUCUUAAAUUUUGAUGAAGUCCAACUUCCCUAUUUUUUUUUCUGUGCUUUUAAUUUCAUACUUAAGAAAGCAUUGCCUAAUCCAAGGUCAUGAAGAUUUUCACCUAUGUUUUCUUCUAAGAGUUUUAUAGUUUCACUUGUAUGUGUUUCUGGCAUCUCUUCCUUUUGGACUCAGGUCUAUGGUACCCCUUAGACACUCCCUGACCAUGGGCACUCCGUGGUUGAGGGCCUGCCUUUUUGGAUAUGGUAUACUCAGCACACAUCGAGCUCAUAUUUGUGGGGUAUGUGUUCCACAGGGCUCUCAUGCUAUCUUUCAAACCUAGACUUGCCCUGCCACCUCCCCACUCCAACUCUGAACCUCAACUCUGAACCCCUAAAGACCUCACCCCUCUCUUAGUCACUAAGGGGUUUGCUGAAUCCCUGGUGGGCUCCGCACUGCUAUGGGGCACAUAUCUUCAGUUCUAGGUCCUGAGAAAUGGGCUCUCACAAGCUGUAAAAAACAAGGCAAGAAAAAUAGAGACAGCUCUGGGGUAGCUACAGGAACCUCAAAGGAGAAGUUCUAGCUGGAAGCCAAAUUCGUGCUGCUCCUUGAAGGUUGAAUAAGGUUUCAGUAGGCAAAGAUUAUUUGUGGUGGAGAUAGAGCUGGGCAGCUAGGGAGCCCGUGAGCAGACAGAACUGCCCCCAGAGUGGGUCUGCGGAGAGCAGGGAAUGGGGACAGAGCUGGGGGCAGGAAAUGAGGACUUUUCACAUCUCACGGGCAAUGGGGAGCCACAGAAGGUUUUUGAGCAGGGGAGUGACUGUUAAAGGCAGCACUUUGGCAAGUUCAGUAAAGCCCCAUUAUGGUCUAUAGCUAGUAAGGCAGGUGGUAGGAGACAAGCCUCAGGAAGAAACCAUCAUUCUAGCUGGGUGUCUUGGAGUGAGUCACUGGGCAUCUCUGGGCUCCAGUUCCUGUUGGUUUGGGUGUUGGGGAGGGGGCAGGGAAGUGAGGAAGAGGGAGAAACAGCUGUUCAUCUGCCUUAGGGUGGUAUCCUUGAGGGGCUGGGAAAGGAGAACUUGGGAUAGGGCCAAGGGACACACAGGCUUUUCCGAGGCAGGCCACCAAGUGAGGGCAUUCCUGGGCACAGCCUGAGCUGGGAACGUGGCCUCCUGGCUCUCUGCUGGUGGCUGACUCAGAGGUCUUUAAGAGCCCUGCCCUCUUAUUGGGUUGGCCAGCAGAGGAGGUGGGGACACAGGCUCGGACUUCUAGCAGGUGCUGGGGCUAAAGUGCCCAGAGGUGUCCCUGGAGGCCCCUGUGUGCCCAGCCAGUGCAGUGCGCACCACCCUCUUAGGCAACGGGAGCCGCACAAGAACCUGCUAUGGGCUUCUUGCCCAAGCUUCUCCUCCUGGCCUCAUUCUUCCCAGCAGGCCAGGCCUCAUGGGGCGUCUCCAGCCCCCAGGACGUGCAGGGUGUGAAGGGGUCUUGCCUGCUUAUCCCCUGCAUCUUCAGCUUCCCUGCCAACGUGGAGGUGCCCGACGGCAUCACGACCAUCUGGUACUACGACUACUCGGGCCGGCGGCAGGUGGCGAGCCACUCGGCGGACCCCAAGCUGGUGGAGGCCCGCUUCCGCGGCCGUGCCGAGUUCAUGGGGAACCCUGAGCACAAGGUGUGCAACCUGCUGCUGAAGGACCUACAGCCCGAGGACUCUGGCUCCUAUAACUUCCGCUUCGAGAUCAGUGAGGUCAACCGCUGGUCAGAUGUGAAAGGCACCUUGGUCACAGUAACAGAGGAGCCCAGGGUGCCCACCAUUGCCUCCCCGGUGGAGCUUCUCGAGGGCACAGAGGUGGACUUCAACUGCUCCACUCCCUACGCAUGCCUGCAGGAGCAGGUCAGACUGCAGUGGCAAGGCCAGGACCCUGCUCGCUCUGUCACCUUCAAUAGCCAGAAGUUUGAGCCCACCGGCGUCAGCCACCUGGAGACCCUCCACAUGGCCAUGUCCUGGCAGGACCACGGCCGGAUCCUGCGCUGCCAGCUCUCCGUGGCCAAUCACAGGGCUCAGAGCGAGAUUCACCUCCAAGUGAAGUAUGCCCCCAAGGGUGUGAAGAUCCUCCUCAGCCCCUCGGGGAGGAACAUCCUUCCAGGUGAGCCGGUCACACUCACCUGCCAGGUGAACAGCAGCUACCCUGCAGUCAGUUCCAUUAAGUGGCUCAAGGAUGGGGUACGCCUCCAAACCAAGACUGGUGUGCUGCACCUGCCCCAGGCAGCCUGGAGCGAUGCUGGCGUCUACACCUGCCAAGCUGAGAAUGGCGUGGGCUCUUUGGUCUCACCCCCAAUCAGCCUCCACAUCUUCAUGGCUGAGGUCCAGGUGAGCCCAGCAGGUCCCAUCCUGGAGAACCAGACAGUGACGCUAGUCUGCAACACACCCAACGGGGUGCCCAGCGAUCUCCGUUACAGCUGGUACAAGAACCAUGUCCUCCUGGAGGACGCCCACUCCCAUACCCUCCGGCUGCACUCGGCCGCUAGGGCUGAUACUGGCUUCUACUUCUGUGAGGUGCAGAACGCCCAUGGCAGCGAGCGCUCGGGCCCUGUCAGCGUGGUAGUCAACCAUCCGCCUCUCACCCCAGUCCUGACAGCCUUCCUGGAGACCCAGGUGGGACUUGUGGGCAUCCUUCACUGCUCUGUGGUCAGUGAGCCCCUGGCCACACUGGUGCUGUCACAUGGGGGUCAUAUCCUGGCCUCCACCUCCGGGGACAGUGAUCACAGCCCACGCUUCAGUGGUACCUCUGGUCCCAACUCCCUGCGCCUGGAGAUCCGAGACCUGGAGGAAGCUGACAGUGGGGAGUACAAGUGCUCAGCCACCAACUCCCUUGGAAAUGCAACCUCCACCCUGGACUUCCAUGCCAAUGCCGCCCGUCUCCUCAUCAGCCCGGCAGCCGAGGUGGUGGAAGGACAGGCAGUGACACUGAGCUGCAGAAGCGGCCUAAGCCCCACGCCUGAUGCCCGCUUCUCCUGGUACCUGAAUGGAGCCCUGCUUCACGAGGGUCCCAGCAGCAGCCUCCUGCUCCCCGCAGCCUCCAGCACUGAUGCCGGCUCAUACAACUGCCGGGCCCGGGACGGCCACAGUGCCAGUGGCCCCUCUUCGCCAGCCGUUCUCACUGUGCUCUACCCCCCUCGACAACCAACAUUCACCACCAGGCUGGACCUUGAUGCUGCUGGGGCCGGGGCUGGACGGCGAGGCCUCCUUUUGUGCCGUGUGGACAGCGACCCCCCCGCCAGGCUGCAGCUGCUCCACAAGGACCGUGUUGUGGCCACUUCCCUGCCGUCAGGGGGUGGCUGCAGCACCUGUGGGGACUGUUCCCCACGCAUGAAGGUCACCAAAGCCCCCAACUUGCUGCGUGUGGAGAUUCACAACCCUUUGCUGGAGGAGGAGGGUUUGUACCUCUGUGAGGCCAGCAAUGCCCUGGGCAACGCCUCCACCUCAGCCACCUUCAAUGGUCAGGCCACUGUCCUGGUCAUUGCACCAUCACACACGCUUCAGGAGGGCACAGAAGCCAACUUGACUUGCAACGUGAGCCGGGAAGCUGCUGGCAGCCCUGCUAACUUCUCCUGGUUCCGAAAUGGGGUAAUGUGGGCCCAGGGUCCCCUGGAGACUGUGACACUGCUGCCCGUGGCCAGAACUGAUGCUGCCCUUUACGCCUGCCGCAUCCUGACCGAGGCUGACGCCCAGCUCUCCACUCCUGUGCUCCUGAGUGUACUCUAUCCCCCGGACCCUCCAAAGCUGUCAGCCUUCCUAGACAUGGGCCAGGGCCACAUGGCUCUGUUUGUCUGCACCGUGGAUAGCCGCCCCCUGGCCUUGCUGGCCCUGUUCCAUGGGGAGCACCUCCUGGCCACCAGCCUGGGUCCCCAGGUCCCAUCCCACGGUCGGUUCCAGGCUAAGGCUGAGGCCAACUCCCUGAAGUUAGAGGUCCGAGAACUGGGCCUUGGGGACUCUGGCAGCUACCGCUGUGAGGCCACAAAUGUUCUUGGAUCAUCCAACACCUCACUCUUCUUCCAGGUCCGAGGAGCCUGGGUCCAGGUGUCACCAUCACCUGAGCUCCAAGAGGGCCAGGCUGUGGUCCUGAGCUGCCAGGUACCCACAGGAGUCCCGGAGGGGACCUCAUAUCGUUGGUAUCGGGAUGGCCAGCCCCUCCAGGAGUCGACCUCGGCCACACUCCGCUUUGCAGCCAUAACUUUGACACAAGCUGGGGCCUAUCAUUGCCAAGCCCAGGCCCCAGGCUCAGCCACCACGAGCCUAGCUGCACCCGUCAGCCUCCACGUGUCCUACGCCCCACGCCACGUCACACUCACUACCCUGAUGGACACAGGCCCUGGGCGACUGGGCCUCCUCCUGUGCCGUGUGGACAGUGACCCUCCGGCCCAGCUGCGGCUGCUCCACGGGGACCGCCUUGUGGCCUCCACCCUACAAGGUGUGGGGGGACCCGAAGGCAGCUCUCCCAGGCUGCAGGUGGCUGUGGCCCCCAACACGCUGCGUCUGGAGAUCCACGGGGCAAUGCUGGAGGAUGAGGGUGUCUAUACCUGUGAGGCCUCCAACACCCUGGGCCAGGCCUCGGCCUCAGCUGACUUCGACGCUCAAGCUGUGAAUGUGCAGGUGUGGCCCGGGGCCACCGUGCGGGAGGGGCAGCAGGUGAACCUGACCUGCCUUGUGUGGACCACUCACCCGGCCCAGCUCACCUACACAUGGUACCAGGAUGGGCAGCAGCGCCUGGAUGCCCACUCCAUCCCCCUGCCCAACGUCACAGUCAGGGAUGCCACCUCCUACCGCUGCGGUGUGGGCCCCCCUGGUCAGGCACCCCGCCUCUCCAGACCUAUCACCUUGGACGUCCUCUACGCGCCCCGCAACCUGCGCCUGACCUACCUCCUGGAGAGCCGUGGUGGGAAGCUGGCCCUGGUACUGUGCACUGUGGACAGCCGCCCACCUGCCCAGCUGGCCCUCAGCCACGCCGGUCACCUCUUGGCUUCCUCGACAGCAGCCUCUGUCCCCAACACCCUGCGCCUGGAGCUGCGGGAGCCACAGCCCAGUGACGAGGGUUUCUACAGCUGCUCUGCCCGCAGCCCUCUGGGCCAGGCCAACACGUCCCUGGAGCUGCGGCUGGAGGGUGUGCAGGUGAUCCUGGCUCCAGAGGCUACCGUGCCUGAAGGUGCCCCCAUCACAGUGACCUGUGAGGACCCUGCUGCCCGCCCACCCACCUUCUAUACCUGGUACCACAAUGGUCGUUGGCUGCAGGAAGGUCCAGCUGCCUCGCUCUCAUUCCCAAUGGCCACACGGGCUCAUGCAGGCGCCUACUCUUGCCAGGCCCAGGAUGCCCAGGGCACCCGCAGCUCCCGUCCUGCUGCCCUGCAAGUCCUCUAUGCCCCUCAGGAUGCUGUCCUGUCCUCCUUCCGGGACUCCAGGGCCGGAUCUAUGGCUGUGAUACAGUGCACUGUGGACAGUGAGCCACCUGCUGAGCUGGCCCUAUCUCAUGAUGGCAAGGUGCUGGCCACCAGCAGCAGGGUCCACAGCUUGGCAUCACGGACAGGCCAUGUCCAGGUGGCCCGAAAUGCCCUACGGCUGCAGGUGCAAGAUGUGCCUGCAGGUGAUGACACCUAUGUUUGCACAGCCCAAAACUUGCUGGGCUCAAUCAGCACCAUCCGGCGGCUGCAAGUAGAAGGUGCACGCGUGGUGGCAGAGCCUGGCCUGGAUGUGCCUGAGGGCGCUGCCCUGAACCUUAGCUGCCGCCUCCUGGGUGGCCCUGGGCCCUUGGGCAACUCCACCUUUGCAUGGUUCUGGAAUGACCGGCGGCUGCACACGGAGCCUGUGCCCACUCUCGCCUUCACCCACGUGGCUCGUGCUCAAGCUGGGAUGUACCACUGCCUGGCUGAGCUCCCCGCUGGGGCUGCUGCCUCUGCUCCAGUCAUGCUCCGUGUGCUCUACCCUCCCAAGACGCCCACCAUGAUGGUCUUCGUGGAGCCUGAGGGUGGCCUCCGGGGCAUCCUAGAUUGCCGAGUGGACAGCGAGCCGCUCGCCAGCCUGACUCUCCACCUUGGCAGUCGACUGGUGGCCUCCAGUCAGCCCCAGGGUGCUCCUGCAGAGCCACACAUCCAUGUCCUGGCUUCCCCCAAUGCCCUGAGGGUGGACAUCGAGGCGCUGAGGCCCAGUGACCAAGGAGAAUACGUGUGUUCUGCCGCAAAUGCCCUGGGCUCUGCCUCUACCUCCACCUACUUUGGGGUCAGAGCCCUGCAUCGCCUGCAUCAGUUCCAGCAGCUGCUCUGGGUCCUGGGACUGCUGGUGGGCAUCCUGCUCCUGCUAUUGGGCCUGGGGGCCUGCUACACUUGGAGAAGGAGGCGUGUUUGUAAGCAGAGCAUGGGCGAGAAUUCGGUGGAGAUGGCUUUUCAGAAAGAGACCACGCAGCUGAUUCACCUGGUAGGCCAGGGCUCCAAAUCACACUUCCAGCCAUGCACACUCCCACCAAUCCUCUUGGGAUCCUACCUGAGGGCCUGCCCUGGCUCCCAGAGGCCUCCUGUGACCAGGGUUUUUUCUGUGGGAAGCUCAUUGAUCCUGAUGCAGCCACAUGUGAGACCUCAACCUGUGCCCCGCCCCUGGGCUAACCAGUGGUGUUGCCUGCCCUCCGGAGGAUAAAGUGGCCAGCAUCUGUGAUGACUCCAGCCUGUGAAUGUGAAUGAGGCACUGUUGGGUCCUGCCUGCCUCUAUGAAAACAGCUCUGUGACAUCUGACUUUUUAUGACCUGGCCCCAAGCCUCUUGGCCCCCCAAAAAUGGGUGGUGAGAGGUCUACCCAGAAGGGUGUUGACCCUGGAGGACACUGAAGAGCACUGAGCUGAUCUUUCUCUCUCUUCUCUGGAUCUCCUCCCUUCUCUCCAUUUCUCCCUCAAAGGAAGCCCUGCCCUUUCACAUCCUUCUCCUCGAAAGUCGCCCUGGACUUUGGUUGGAUUACAGCAUCCUGCAUCCUCAGAGGCUCACCAAGGCACUCUGUAUUCAGCAGAGUAUCAGUCAGCCUGCUCUAACAAGAGACCAAAUACAGUGACUUCAACAUGAUAGAAUUUUAUUUUUCUCUCCCAUGCUAGUCUGGCUGUUAUGAUGGUUUAUGACGUUGGGGCUCAGGAUCCUUCUGUCUUCCUUUUCUCUAUCCCUAAAAUGUUGCCUUUGAUUGUGAGGCUCACCAUGGCCCUGCUUUAUCCACAUGCCCUCCAGCCAGAAGAAGGAAGAGUGGAGGUAGAAGCACACCCAUGCCCAUGGUGGACGAAACCCAGAAGCUGCACAUGACUUUUCCACUCACUUCCCAUUGGCUGGAGUAUUGUCACAUGGCUACUGCAAGCUACAAGGGAGACUGGGAAAUGUAGUUUUUAUUUUGAGUCCAGAGGACAUUUGGAAUUGGACUUCCAAAGGACUCCCAACUGUGAGCUCAUCCCUGGGACUUUUGACAUUGUUGGGAAUGCCACCAGCAGGCCAUGUUUUGUCUCAGUGCCCAUCUACUGAGGGCCAGGGUGUGCCCCUGGCCAUUCUGGUCAUGGGCUUCCUGGAAGAGGUGAUCACUCUCACACUAAGACUGAGGAAAUAAAAAAGGUUUGGUGUUUUCCUAGGGAGAGAGCAUGCCAGGCAGUGGAGUUGCCUAAGCAGACAUCCUUGUGCCAGAUUUGGCCCCUGAAAGAAGAGAUGCCCUCAUUCCCACCACCACCACCCCUACCCCCAGGGACUGGGUACUACCUUACUGGCACUUACAAGAGAGGAGGGCAGACACAGAUGUCGUCAGCAUCCUUGUUCCUGCUCCAGAUGCAUCCCUGUUCAUGACUGAGUGAGCUCCUGUCCUUUUCCUGGAGGCCCUGUGUCGGGCUGUUAAAGAGAAUGAGUUACCAAGAAGGAAUGACGUGCCCCUGUGAAUCAGGGACCAAGAGGAGAGAGCUCUUGAGUGGGCUAGUGACUCCCCCUGCAGCCUGGUGGAGAUGGUGGAGGAGCUAAGAGCCCUCUGCUCUAGGAUUUGGGUUGAAAAACAGAGAGAGAAGUGGAGUUGGCACAGGAGCUAACAGGCUGGGAGGCAGUUGGGGGCCAGGUGAACUUUGUGUAGCAGAGGCCGCACCCUCACUCAUUCCAGGCCCAUUCAUUUUUCAUGCUCCAUUGCCAGACUCUUGCUGGGAGCCCGUCCAGAAUGUCCUCCCAAUAAAACUCCAUCCUAUGACGCAA